AUGGUUACCAAUAACUCAAUAGGUAAUACAAGUCUGGUCGGCAGUUCAACUAUACACACGUCUUACUUAGAACAGCCGUCGGGUUCAAGUUCGGUAAUACUUUACGGUAACGGCAAUAACAAUUCAUCAUUAACUAAUAUCAACAGCAGCAAUAUUUCCAGUAGUAGUAACAAUAGUGUAGCGAAUGGAAAUACUUUGGAACAUUAUCGCUUACAAUUAUAUAAUUAUGCCUUGAAUAUGGAACGUUUAAGAGGCGGUGGACCUCCAACAUAUACAGCUGCUGCUGCUAUGGCCGCGGCAGCGGCAUACGCUUCCACAGGCAAUCACAACACGAACAGUUUAAAUAAUAGCGCAUAUGCCGCAACUCCCCCAAAUGUCAAUAUAAUAAACAACGGUGGCCCUGGUAGCAAUCGCCUAACUUUGGCUUCGAUGACCUUGUUCUCACAACGUAUGUUCCAGCCAGAGGAGCCUAAACCGCAGCACAGUUAUAUCGGUUUAAUAGCAAUGGCCAUCCUGAGUUCCGUUGAGACAAAACUUGUGCUUUCCGAUAUCUAUCAGUAUAUACUUGAUAACUAUCCUUACUUUCGAACAAGAGGGCCUGGUUGGAGAAACUCGAUACGACAUAACUUAUCACUAAAUGACUGCUUCAUAAAAUCAGGUCGAAGUGCCAACGGUAAAGGGCAUUAUUGGGCUAUACACCCUGCUAACAUUGAUGAUUUUCGCAAAGGAGAUUUUCGUCGGCGUAAAGCUCAGCGUAAAGUGCGUAAACAUAUGGGUCUAGCAGUUGAUGAUGCCGGUACCGAUUCGCCAAGUCCACCGCCUGCAAUGGAUUUAACAUCUCCCCCGCCGCCAUCACAUCAUAAUAUUUCCACAAUCACACCGUUAGCAACGGCCGCUCAGCAAUUGGCAGCGCACGCUUUUGGUUAUUUAAAUCAACAACGUUUUCCUCACCACAGCGGGACACUCUUGCAACAUCACCAUCAUCACCAACAUCAACAAACGCACCCACACCAUUAUAUGGGUCAAAUUUUAGUACAGCGACCCAUGGCGAAUGCUAUGCCUCACUAUGCCGCUGCUGCGGCAGCAGCUGCUGCUGCCGCUGCCUUUUAUAAUAACCCAGGGGUCAAGGAACAGCAUACGCAUUACCAGUCCACAAUUAAACCGCAAUUGCCGUCACCGAACUCGUUACCGCAAAGUCAAGAGCAACAUCCUCCGUCUGAUGCCCAACAAAUAAUUGAAGGACCAAGUAACAAUUCUAGCCCGCACAGUCGACCCAAAACUUUUACUUCAUCCACUUCAACAGCUCAAGACAUAAGUGAUAUAUUUACACAGAGCCGGAAGCGUCAAUUUGACGUGGCUUCUUUGCUGGCGCCCGAUAACAUAAUAAUACGACCGGAACCACACGUUUCUCCUUUCGCCGCUAUUAGUAAAAAUCCUCUCCACUCCAAUCAUCCGCAAUCGCAUAAGUCACCCUUUCAGCAAUGUUAUGCAAGCGCGGGAAGUACUCCAACAAAUUCAAGGCCUCAAGACAUGGCGCUGAAAUUUGGUUCGUCUAAUCGUAUGGACACAAUCAACAACAAGGACAACGAUGACGAUAGCAGCACUCCGACUAUAGUCGUUGUUAAUGACCAAGAAAUGGAAGACAUUGACGUUGUCGUUGAUACGGACGAUGACGAUGAUGAAAGUCAUGAGAUCGAGGCAGAUGAUGACGACUACGGUGACGCCGAUGCUGACGCCGACGAGGAAGGCGAGGAAAGAUUAGAUUCGUUGCGACAAAAUGAAAACGAUUUGAACUCGAAACUUGGCGAUAGGACACCGCCAAUUAGUAUUUAUUCGGACAAUGAUGAAAAGAUUGUUCUCAACGACAAUGAUGAAGAUGAUGAUUACACAAUAAACGCUAACGAUAUUAAUCAUAAUGACAUGGAAAAUAAACAGUUACAAGUGACGGCAAAUUAUGAUCCAAAAAGUAAACGGAUUUCGCAACAUUUCAUUGAUGCUAACGGAACGGAAAUAAAUGAAGAAAUCGUUGACUGCGUGUAUAGGCAGGAUACUGCUUUUAAUAGAACUACAAAUAUCAGUCCCCCAGUAUUAGCCGCUUACAAUAGUAUUAAUGAUUCACAACCGCCGUCACCUGCAGAUCAAUCUGCAGUUCGAAGUUGCAAUGAAUUGCCGGAAACCAGUAAAAGUCAAGAGAAUUUUAAGCAACAAUCAUUAGAUGCUCACCAUAUAUUAGGCUGUUACUAUGGAACCUACAUGGCAGCGGCUGCUGCAAGAUUGACUUCAACCAGAAAUGUUGAAUAA
This is a messenger RNA of Glossina fuscipes, 2301 nucleotides long. It is a transcript of the gene fd102C, whose product is annotated as hepatocyte nuclear factor 3-alpha. The coding region runs from base 1 to 2301 and encodes 766 amino acids. The record is from RefSeq and is a predicted model, not a curated record. Gene Ontology annotation, biological process: anatomical structure morphogenesis; regulation of transcription by RNA polymerase II; cell differentiation. Gene Ontology annotation, molecular function: RNA polymerase II cis-regulatory region sequence-specific DNA binding; DNA-binding transcription factor activity, RNA polymerase II-specific. NCBI's taxonomy places the organism in Eukaryota, Metazoa, Arthropoda, Insecta, Diptera, Glossinidae. The transcript has a single exon.